Lodderomyces theae is the source of this 672-nucleotide messenger RNA. Its product is annotated as RNA-binding protein. The transcript is spliced from 2 exons. Gene Ontology annotation, biological process: mRNA export from nucleus. The coding region runs from base 1 to 672 and encodes 223 amino acids. The record is from RefSeq and is a predicted model, not a curated record. Gene Ontology annotation, molecular function: mRNA binding. Gene Ontology annotation, cellular component: nucleus. Lineage: Eukaryota; Fungi; Ascomycota; Pichiomycetes; Serinales; Debaryomycetaceae.
AUGUCUGCCUCAUUAGAUAGAUCAUUGGAUGACAUCAUUUCAUCAUCAAAAAAGUCUUUCAAAUCAAGAAGACCAGGAGCUAAAAUUGGUGGUGCCAGAGGUAACCAAAGCAAAGUUGGCAAAAAAUUGGUGGGAAACAAGCCUAAAAAGAUCGCCACUUUCAAAAGACCAUCUGGCCCUAGUCCAAAGCUUGCUACGGCUGCUGCUGUUGCUACUCCAGCAUUUGAUUUGUCUUAUGCUACCAAAGUUAAUGUAACUGGUUUACCAAAGGACUUGAAGCAAGACAACAUUAGGGAAUUUUUUCAAUCGCAAGUUGGUGGUGUUCAAACCGUGGCCUUGAGUUACAACGAAAGAGGCCAAUUUAAAGGAGUUGCCACUGUUAUUUUCAAAUCCAACAAGAAUGCAGCUUUGGCUGUCGAAAAGUAUCACGGUGCUUCAAUCGAUGGCGGUAAAGGUAAAUUGUCUUUGGAAUUGAUUAUCGAUACUACUAAAAAACCACUUGCUGCUAGAAUUGCUGCUAGACCAGUGCAGAAAGCCCAAGCUGCUAAAGCUAUUGAGAAUAAGAAGAAGUUGUUGGUUAAAAAGGCAAAGAAGCCAGCCAAGAAGCCUCACCAAAAGAAGAAGACUGUUGAGGAAUUGGAUCAGGAAAUGAAGGAUUACUUUGAGAACUAA